Molecule: messenger RNA, 789 nt
Organism: Cyphellophora europaea CBS 101466
Lineage: Eukaryota; Fungi; Ascomycota; Eurotiomycetes; Chaetothyriales; Cyphellophoraceae
Exons: 1
Coding region: 1-789 (262 amino acids)
Source: RefSeq, a predicted model, not a curated record
AUGGCGUCAGCAGCAUCCACGCUCGCCUCAGCUGGCCACGGCAACGAGCGCUUCAACGCCGAAGCCGCGGCAUGGGACAAGAACCCCAUGGUGCACGAAGCCAGCCGCGAGGCCUGCACCGCGCUUCUCCAACGCUUCUCCAAACUCGAGAUCCAGGCGCCCGGGCAGGGGCUGGACGUGCUCGAGAUCGGCUGUGGCACGGGCUUGCUCAGCUUCAACAUGGCGCCGUUCGUCAGGCAGAUCGUGGCGGUGGAUGCGGCCGAGGGCAUGAUCGACGUGCUCAAGGCGAAGCUACAGUCACCGUCGCCGGAGACGCCCAAGAAUAUCGUGCCGUUGGCGCUGUUGCUGGAGGACCCGGAGGAUCCCCAUCUGCCGCCUGCGACGGCGGGGGACGCGAGCGGGCCCAGACUGAAGUACGAUCUGAUCCUGUCGCAUUUGGUGCUUCACCACAUUCCGGACCUGCAGGGCGUGCUGGCGACCAUGUUGGGGUGUCUGAAGCCCGGCGGCUCGGUGGCGUUGACGGACUUUGAGGAUUUUGGGCCCGAGGCGCGGAGGUUUCACCCCAAGGCGAAAAUGGCCGGCGUGGAGAGGCACGGCAUCCAUCCGGAGGAGAUGACGAGGCUGUUGGCGGAGGUGGGUUUCAGGAAUGCGAGGGUGGAGCGGGCGUGGGCCAUGCAGAAGCAGGUCGAGACCAUUGAGGGCGAGUUUGGGGACAAGGGUAAGCCUGAGGCUGGCCAGGGGGAGGUCAUGAACUUCCCCUUCGUCGUUUGUAUGGGCGAGAAGGCGUAG